GCCGGGCGUUAAUCACUCAGAAAAGUAUUAUUCUAUUAUUAUAUUUUCCAAUAAAAUAUAUCGACAAAUUUGAAAGUUAUCAUAUAAAUUAUGAAAGAUAAAAUCUAAAUUACAUUUAAUAGGAUUGGUAGAAAUUAGUUUAUUUCUGAUUGUGCUGUGAAUUUAGUUUUUCUGCAUCAUGGAAACGGUUGACAACUGCAGUCAAGAAAAAAAGGCGAAAUGGAACGAAAGAAAACAUUUCUUGAGACAGAUCCUGAUCAGCAGUGGAGGAUGGUCGACCUACUUCAUCAUGGGUAUCUCAUUCGGAGCUCCCACAGUGUUCAUACCUCAGCUCAGGAACGAGGCUAAUUCUGCAACAGCUAUCAGUGAAGAAACUGCAUCUUGGAUACCGGCCAUCAUCGUAUACGCAGGGCUGCCCUGGUCCUUCAUAUUUCCAAUCCUCAUGAAGUACAUCGGGCGGAAAUACUCCUUUGGUUUCGUCUGCCUCAGCAAUGUAGUCACUUUCAUACUCUUUUACUUCAGUACGUCUGUUAAUCAUAUCAUCGUCAGUGAACUGAUUAAUGGCAUUAAUACUGGAUCACACUUCACGGUUUCAGUAAUGAUCAUAACUGAAUACGCAUCACCGAAGAAUAGAGGAUUCUUCCUAACAAUGAAAUCUGCUACGCUUUUUUGGGGAAUCCUCCUAUCAAAUGCGGUUGGAACAUUUUUCCAUUGGAGAAAUAUAGGACUGGUUGGACUGGUCGUCAGUAUCUACAGUCUCCUCAUAGCGUUCAUAAUGCCUGAAUCCCCAUUUUGGCUAGCCUCUAAACAACGUUAUGAACAGUGUGCGAUAUCCCAUCGAUUUAUCUUGGGAAAAGACAAGGAGGCAGAAAUAGCUUUAGAAAAAUUGAUAAACUAUCAAAUGGCUGUGCAUUCGAAUACGAAACCAAAAGAUUUCAAAUUGAAAGCAUUUUUAGCUUAUUACUUGAAUGUAGUGUCCUCAAAACCUUUUUAUAAGCCAUACAUUUUAAGUUUUUGCGUGCAGUGUUUGUAUGUAUUUUCCGGUAAAGUUGUGUUUAGUGUAUACGCUAUUGACAUAAUAAGUAAAAUAACUGCUGGUCAUAAAAUGUCGCCUUAUACGGCCAUGUUAAUAUUAGACGCUGUUUCAGUAUUAUGUAUGUACAUAGGAUGUGGAAUUGUCAAAUUAGUUACAAGAAGGAAAUUAUUAAUAAGCACCUGCAUGGCUGGAAUAUCGUUCCUUUUAUCGAUGUCGGUCUAUGCAUUUCUAAUUAAAUUAAAAGUUAUGGAAGAGAAUAAUUAUUUAGCAUUGACAAUGCUGAUUGGUUAUUCGAUUUCAAUUUGCUUAGGACCUGUAAUAUUAACACAGACUAUUGUUGGGGAGUUGGUGCCUAUAGAAAAUAGAGGACUUGCGUCAUGUUGUAUAGAUGUGUCUACUAAAACUCUUUUAGGCACUGUAGUUAAAAUAUCACCAUUCAUUUUUAGGGUAGCAGGUACUCACGGUGCGUUCUUGUUUUAUGGGGCGUCUACUUCAAUAUUUUUAAGUCUUUUGUACAAAUUUUUGCCUGAAACUAAAGAUAAAACUUUACAAGAAAUAGCUGAGACGAUGGUUGGUAAGAAACAAGAUGCUGUGUCACAUGAAGCAGCACUAUUUAUACCAGACGCUAAAGCAUAGGUUUUUAACAAAUUUAAGUACAUAUAGUUAAGAAUUCAAAUAGAAAAAUGUAUUAAAUUUUGUUUCUAUGAAACAGUAUAAGCUGGAAUAUACUAGGUGACAUUCCAAGCCCAUGCCGGCGGACUACUAGUAAAAUUAACAAUGAA
Messenger RNA from Trichoplusia ni (cabbage looper), 1818 nucleotides. RefSeq names its product facilitated trehalose transporter Tret1-like. The transcript is spliced from 3 exons. The record is from RefSeq and is a predicted model, not a curated record. Gene Ontology annotation, cellular component: membrane. Gene Ontology annotation, biological process: transmembrane transport. NCBI's taxonomy places the organism in Eukaryota, Metazoa, Arthropoda, Insecta, Lepidoptera, Noctuidae. The coding region runs from base 179 to 1672 and encodes 497 amino acids. Gene Ontology annotation, molecular function: transmembrane transporter activity.